AUGGAGCAGCAGCAGAGGCAGAGGCAGCAGCAGGUGCAGCAGCAGCAGCAGCAGCAGAGGCAGCAGCAGCAGCAAAGCAAGGCGCCAUCUGAGGCAGAGUCGGAGACAGAGCGUUGUAACAAUUCGCGUCGCAGUAGCGCUGCCAGCAACAACAACAAAUAGCAAAAACUGAGCAGCGUUCGGCAAAGCGCAACAACAAUUACAAUUGCAACCAAAUCGGCAACAAAAUCAACGACAAACAACAUCAAUACAACAACAGUGGCAACAACUAAGCGUCGGAGAGCGGCAGGUAGCAACAAAAAGCGGAAUAUCAGGCGGAUAAGUCGCAGUCGGAGUGCGAGCAGGAACAGAAGCAAAAGCCGCAGCAGGAGCAGGAGCCGCAUCCGGAUAAGGAGUCGCAGUCGCAGUCACAGUCGCAGUAGGAAUAACAGCAUUCAGAGUCCAUCUCGCAGCAUUCAGAGUCCACCGCGCAGCAUUAGAAGUCCCAGUCCCAGCCCCAGCCCCAGUGCCAGUGCCAGUCCGAACAGGAGUCGCACCAGCAGCACUUGUAGCAGCCGCAGUUGCAGCAGCGAAAGCGAAGCCAGCAGCAUGUCCAAGGCAAGCAGCACGACAGCAGCACCCACUGCAGCAGCUGUUGCGGCAAGUGCAACAAAUGCAUCGAUUGCGAAUGCCAAUGCGAAUCCCAAUGCUGAUUUUAGCGCUUUCGAUUUCAAUGAUAGUUCGGAUAAUUCGGAUACGCCGCUGGUGCCACGCGCACCGUUCCUGAGUCGCGCCGCCGCGGCAGCAGCAGCGGCAGCUGCAGCAGCAGCCGCACUAAACAGCAGCAGCAGCAACAAUUCCAAUUCCCCAACAUCAGGCGGCAUGCCGCCAAUGCAGCAGCAGCAGCAGCAAAACAUGCAGCAACAGCACCUCAAUAGCAACAACAACAACAACAAUAACAACAACAACUUGCAACAUAACAACAACAAUAACAAUUGUCGUAGUAGCAGUCGUAGCAGCAGCACCUCCCAAAGCAGCCUGGACGAGGAGGAGGAAGACGAUGAGGAGCACAACAUCAGCAGACAGCAGCAGCAGCAGCAGCAACAACAACAACAGCAACAGCAAAGGGCUGCUGCAGCAGCUGCCGUUGUGGCAGCAGCAGUCAGUGCGUUGCACAAUGGAAAGCAGCAGUUCAACAACAACAACAGCAGCAUUAACAACAACAGCAAAGUGCGAGAGCCACGAGAGCUGCACGAUCCCCAGCAGCAGCAGCAACAGCAGCAGCAGCAGCAGCAUCAUCACCAUCCAGAGGAUGAGGAGGAAGACGACUACGACGAGGAUGAUGAGGAAGAUGAUGAGGAGGAGCCACACCACCAUCAGCAGCAGCAGCAGCAGCAACAGCAGCAGCUGCAGCAUGGCAAUGGACUUGGCCAUGACCUCACGCCCACAGAUCUGCGUCACGUCCUGCCAUCCAGCACCACCCAUCACGAUCACCACCCCCAAGAACAGCCAGAGUACGAUGACGAUGGCGAGGACGAAGACGAUGAGGACGAGGAGGAGGACGAGGCGGCCAGCAGUCACCUGGACAGCCGGGCCACCCUCACAUCGGCCCACCUGAGCAGCGUGGCGGCUGCCGAGAGCAGCGGCCUGCACAUGAGCGCCGUGGCCGCGGCUGCAGCCGCAGCAGCAGCAGCGGCUGCGGCCGCAGUCAAGCUAAACGCACAGCUGGAGCAGCAGAACGCCACGGCGCUGGACAUGGCCGGCGUUGGCCCGACGGGUGGCGCCACAGUCCCCCAAAUGGCGAUGGUGACCGACCCGAGCAGCCUCAUUUGCGGCAACAGCAACACCAGCUUCUCCACCAACAACAACAGCAACCAUGCCCUCAGCUCGACGCACGGCAGCACGGUCGGCGGGACGGGCGGUGCCAACUGCAGCAACGAUCUGGCGGCCAACUCGCGUGGUGGCGCUGGCAGUGUGGGCCCCCAACUCCCAGCAGCAGCACAGCAGCCGCACCAACAGCUGCAGCAGCUGCAACAGCAGCAGUCGGGCAGCGGCAGCAGCAGCGCAGCCAGCGAGCGGCGCAAGUACCGCCACCAGAACUACAGCAAAAACAUCUACAUUGGCACAAAGAACGCCGAAAAGUGGGAGCACAUGCGCACCCGACUGCAGUUCAAGAACGACGUCGAGUUUGUCGCCUAUCUGCUCAAUCUGGCCGACAACGAUACGGAUCGACUGAACAACCUACCACCACCCUCGCCGGCUCCAACGCCCACCAAAGGCUUCGAUGGAAACUUCAAGCUCGAACCGAAUCUCAGUGUCAAGGACUUUGCCCUGCCCCCCGAGUCCACGUCGAUGAAUGGUACGGGCAACGGCAAUGGCAAUGGCGACUCUGCCUCGGCGACCUCCGUGGCAAUGGUCACGCCCACGCCGCCGCAACGGAAGCGCUACAAGAAGCGGGUGCAGUUCUCCACGGAUUCGCUGAACGGAUACGCGGGCGGCAAGGCGGCCAAGGGGGCAGGCGCUGCAGCAGCUGCAGGAUCGGCAGCAGCAGCAGGCGGCACAGGGACGGGGUAUCACAGUGGCUACGCCAAAUCGAAGAAGCAGGAGGCCAAGGCGGCGGCGGCUGCCCUCAAGGCCGGAGCAGCGGCAGCAGCGGCGGCGGCAGCGGCUGCAGCUGCCGCCAACUCCUCGGCCCUGCCCGAGGUCCUCGACUGCCGCAUCGCCGAGAAAAUCAAGAGCGAGCUGGAGGCCAGCGCCAGUGCCGGCGUCGGCGGCAAGGAGUCCCUGCCCAGCGCCCUCUGCCUGAAGAAGGCCGCUGCGGCGGCGGCAGCAGCGGCCGCGGCGGCAGCAGCAGCAGCGGCAGCGGCGGGCAGCGAAGAGGAGGACGAGGAGGAGCAUCAGCAGCAGCAGCAUCAGCAGCAUCCACAUCUGAUGGGCGCCGGAAUGGCCAUUCCCCUGGGCGUGGCCGGGGGCGUGGAGGUGACGGCCAAGACGGGUGCGGAUGCUGUGGACGGCGCCACAACCAGUAACGGCCAGAUGGGCAACUUCCAUGUGCGCUCCAAGAGCCAUGGCGGCGGCAAGAAAUCCCAGUCCGCCAAGGCAGCAGCGGCGGCGGCAGCAGCAGCGGCAGCGGCAGCAGCGUCGGCGGCCGCAAUGAUGCCGCCCAACUCCAGCUACGACGAGCCGGAGGAUGAGUCGGCCACGGGCGGCACGGCCGCCAACGAGGAGGAGGACGACGACGACGAGGAGCUGGACGAGGAGGCGCUGGCCCGCGAGAUGAAGAUGGAGCAGAACUUCGUGGAGGAGGAGGACGAGCACGACAUUGCGUUCAGGUCGCAGCAAUCCUGCCGCGAAUGCUCCAUCACGCACGACCACAAGCUGUGUCCGCUGCGCAACGCCAGCGGCAAUGUGACGGACGCCGUCGACCUGGCCGAGUGGAUCGAGCGCCGCAAUCUGGAGGCGCUGGCCAAGCUGAAGGCGGAUGCCCAUCGGCAGGCGAAGCGGGGCCGUGGCCCACGGCACGACGACGACGAGGAUGACAUGGAGGACAUGGACAUGGACGAGUCGUCGCAGCUGUCCGAGCUGGAGACAAAGCCGCUGAUCACGUUCGCCGAGGCGUCGGUGCCCGCCGAAUUUGAGCUGCACAACGUCGAGCCGAAUGUGACCGGCGUGUUUGCCCGCACCGAGGUGCGGGCCUACACCAAGCUGGGGCCGCUCAUCGGUCAGCCGGUGCAGACGGGCGAGGUGCGUGAGGGCAGCGACAUGAAGUGGAUAUUCGAGAUGUGCGAGGCGGGGGCGGACAAGUCCUAUCUGCUGUGCUGCGACAAUCCGAAUGCCUCCAACUGGCUGCGCUUCAUUCGGCCGGCGCCCUGCUACGACGAUCGCAACGUCAAUCUGGUGUCCAUCGAUCAGCAGGCGUAUUUCGUCAGCUGCCGCGAUCUGCGCAAUGGCAUGGAGCUGCUCUACUGGAGCGACGACUGCAACACCAUGUGGCGCAAGAAGCACACGGAAAAGAUCAACUGCGGCGGCUGCAGUCUCAAAUUGAGCAUCCCGCUGUACUAUCGCACCCACUGCUCCGUCUUUCACGAUCCAUCGAUGAGCCUGACCAUCCGGAAGUACCACUGCAAGGUGUGCGGCGAGGCGGUGCUGGGCAAGGACAAUAUAAUGAAGCAUGCCGCCGAGAAGCAUGACGGCAAGGGCGCCUAUCAGUGUCAGUUUUGCAACAAGUUCUUUUUGCGGCUCAAUUACCUGGAGAUGCAUCGCACCUAUGGCUGUGCCUCCAAUCCGAAUCGAUCGCGACCCGUUUGCGAUUUCUGUGGCCGCAAAUUCUGUCAGCCGCAAAAGCUGAAGGCGCACAUCAAGCGAAUGCACAGUGGAUCGCGUGCGGCACUGCAGCGCCACUCGAAGGAGGUGCACAGCCGCAACUCCACUGUCGUGAGUUGUCCGCGCUGCCAGAAACUCUUCCAGAAUCGCAGCAAUCUCAAGAUACAUAUGCUAACCCACUCUGGUGUGCGUCCAUUCAAGUGUGCGGAGCCCGAGUGCAAUGCGGCGUUCACCACCAAACAGUGCCUGCAGUUCCACUACAAGAAGGUGCACAACUACACACAGGAGCAGAUGCCGAAGAUCGAGCGGAGUGUCGCCUACACAUUCGAUGCCUAUUCGGGCGGCAUGAAGGUGGACUUUCUGGGUAAGCAGCAGCUGCAGCAGCAGCAGCAGCAGCAGCACGAGCAGCAGCAGCAGCAGCCGCUUCCGGAGUCACAGCUGCCUAAUGCAGCUGUUGUCUCCUCCUCCUCAUCCACAGAGCAAGCACCGCGCCGGCGGCGCAAGAGCCUCGAGGACCAGAACUCGAUGCUCAGCAGCUCGAUGCAGAGCGACACGGAGUUCAGCGACGACAACAUCUUCGAGGCCAUCAAGAAGAGCGGCAAAUCCAUCAAGGAUCUGUGCCGCAACGAGCCCAAUCUAUCGCUGCUCAGCUCCAAGAUCUCCAGCAUUUUUGGCGAGAAGGUGCCGGUGGCUGUCCCAGUGCCAGUGGCCACGCCCUCGGCCACAUCGGUCUCGCUGCCACCCGUCGGUGGUGGUGGUGGCCGCAAGCGGAAGCGUAAGAAGGAGCUGGCCAAUUCCACGGCCGCCCAACAGCAGCAGCAACAGGCGGCCCUACAGCAGCAGCAGGCGCAACUGCAGCAGCAACAGCAGCAACAGUUGCAACAGCAACAGCAGCAGCACGUGCAGCAGCAGCAGCAGCAGCUUCACCACCAGCCGCUGCAGCAACAGGCGGCCCUGCAGCACCAGCCGCUGCAGCAGCAACACCAACAGCAGCAGCAACAGCAACAGCAGGCGCAACUGCAUCACGAACAGUCCUCCCACCAGCAGCAGCAGCAACAGCAACAGCAGCCACCGCCCCAGUACCAUCCGCACCACCUGCACUCGCACGCCCUGCCCCACCAGCAGCAGCAGCAGCAGCAACAGCAGCAGCUGCAUGGCGCCGAUCCCGACGACGAGGAGGAGGCGGAACAGGUCCGCCUCGAACAGGUGCGCCGCAAGCAGAACGCUCAGCUCAGCCUGGUCGAGUCAUUCCUGACGACCACCGCUCAGCGGCUGAGUGCCCAACAGCAGGUGCAGCAGGUGGUGGCAGCCGCGGCUGCCGUCUCGGCAAUGGCCGGCGCCGGGGACGAUCCCGCCAAGCUGGGCCACAUGAUGGUCGGCCAUAUGGGCGUCGGCGUUGGUGUUGGCGUGGGCAUGGACGAUGAGGACGACGACGACGAGGAGGAGGACGAUGGCAGCUCGGCAAAUCAUCCGCCCGGCGGCAGCCAUACCCAUCAGCAGCACGGCCAUCCGCACGGUGCCCAUCCGCACUCACACUCGCAGUCGUCACACUCCCAUCCGCAUCCGCAUCCGCACUCACACGCCCACUCGCACGCCCAUCCGCACCACGCCCAUGCCCAUGCCCACAGCCACGCCCACGGCCACCAGCACUCGCAGCAGGGUGCAGGCGGGGGACAGCAGCAGCAGCAGCCGCACGGUGAUCCGAGUGCCUCGUACCGCCAUGCGGCGGCCAUGAACGCCGUGGCCCUCGGCCAGAAUCUGGUCGUCACCAAGGGCAGCAAAAAGUGGAUCGGCGCCGAUGAUCGCCAUCUGGGCGACGUGACCAGCGACGUGCCCGGCAACGAGUCCGGCCCGGGCGGCUCUGGCCAGCUGCCCGGCAACGCCGGUGCCGGUCAGGAUCUCGGCUUUGCGGUGCCCCCCAGUUCCGUGGACGAGCACAGCAAGAUGCUCGGCCAGAAUCGUGACUUUCUCGCCCGCCUCAUGAGCACGGCCAGCGCCAGUCAUGCCCACGCGCACGCCCAUGCCCAUGCCCACGCCCACCAGCAUCAGCACCCACACCAGCAGCAGCACAGCGCCCACAGUCGCGAGGAGGACGAGAACAGCUCCUUCCUGGAUGUCGUCGAGUCGGCCAACAACAGUGUGGCGGCGGCAGCCGCUGCAGCGGCGGCCAUGUCCCAGUACCAUCACAAUGCCUCGGCCAACGGUGGAGCGGGCGGUCCGGGGGGGCCAGGUGGCGGCGGUGGCGGUGGUGCCAGUGGCACACAUACACCCACGGGACCGGCCAACUGGCGGCGGCGGCGGGGCGGAGGAUCGGUAACCUCCUCCGGUGACGGCCCCGGCCAAAUGCAGAUGAACUCCCUGGCACAUCCCCAGUCCUUCAUGAGCUCCUUCUACAACAACGCGAACGCAAGACUGACCGGAGCCGGCGUGGGUGUGGGCGGGGGGGGCUCCUCGUCCGCCAGCAUGCUGGUGGAGGCGGCCCUCAACUCUGUUGGCAAUAUGAUUGACAGCGAGAGCAGCGACCUCAAGGUACCCACCGAUAACCACAUCAACAGCGACAGUCCGAUGAGCGCCCAUGUGGAUGCCGAGGCGCAGCGCUUUGGGGCUGGCAGCGCUGGCGGCGGUGUGGGCGGUCCUGGUGGCGGCGGUGGCGGCGGCGGAGGUAGCAGUGGAGGAUCAUCGAGUGCCGCCAAUGGCACGGGCAUUGGGGGGGCCAUGGACAACCUGGAGAACGAGCUGAAGAUGAUGAAGAACCUGGGCAGCUUCCCCAUGCAAAUACCGCCGCUGCCCAUGUUUCAGGGCGCCUGCAACAUCUCGCCCAGCGCCUCGACGCCAACGAAUCCGCAGAGCAACCAGAACCAGAACGAUGUGGACGUGGAUGCGGGCAGCACACCGCGACCCCAGCAUCCCGACUCCGAUGGCUUCUCCUCGUCGCACCACCGCACGCCGCCCUCGCCGCCGCCCAUCUCUCCGGGCCGCGACUACGGUGGCAUGUUCGGCUCUGGCAAUGGUGCUGGGGGUCCAGGCUCCAAUAGCACGCCAGCGGGCAGCUCAAGUGCCGGCGGAGGCGGCGGAGGUGGUGGUGGCGGGGCAGGAGGUGGUGCUAACAGCAUGUCGGCCUCGUCCCCGCUGCCCGCCUUGCAGCCACAGCGGCGCAAUGCGUCGAGCGUGGGCAGCACAUAUCCGGAGCACGAGCUCAUCUCGCCGGCCUCCUCGCCGAGCAUACCGCGCUACAACUUCAACGGGGACAUGAUGCGCCACAAGCGGGCGGUGCAGGAGCAGGACCAGCACGAGCAACGUCAGCGACACAACCUCUCGCGGCACAAUCAAAUGUCAAGUGACGAGGAGAACAGCAUCAUGCCACAGAACAGCGCCGGCCAGGAUAUGCGCAUGAAGUUCCCCCAGUCGCAGAUCGACCUCAUGUACUCCAAGUACGAGAGCAUGGCCAGCAACCUGAAGUACAACAGCCAGGAGCUCGACUCGCCGGCGGAGUAUCGCCAGAGCAGCAACAGCAAUGCGGCGAGUGCGGCAGCAGCUGCUGCCGCGGCGGCCAGUGCGGCCAACGAUCUGUCCGAUCUGCAGGGCCUGGACAUGAGCUCGCGUUCGAAUGCGUCGAGCAACUAUCACCACAAUUUCCAGCUGCCAAGCAGUCGCUACCAUCAUCACAUUUACGACAUUCUGUCGGAUCGGGAGCAGAGCCAGCAGGCCCAGGCGCAGGCCCAGGCACAGGCACAGCAGGCAACGGGAGCAUCGGUGGUGCACCAGCAGGAGCACGGACAUGGCAGCCAGCUGGCGAUGCAGCAGCACCAGUCGGCGGCGGCCAUGCACAACAUGCUGAGCGAGCAGCUGGGCGAGCAGGAGCACGACCAGACCACCUCCGUGGACCUGAGCCGUACGGCCAACUAUGUGGUGUCGUCGCCGCCACAGCUUCCGUACAACCAUCCGCAUCACGACAUGCUGCGAAUGGCCUCACUGGACCUCACCCCCAACACGGCCAACAUGGCCGUGGGCAACAAUCGGUCGUUCCUCUCCUCGCAAAUGCAACACCAGAGCCGCGACAGCCUCGAGCACCAUCGCCUGCUCUCGACGGUGGAGCAGCAUCGCAUUCUGGCCGCCUCAAAUGCCGCCGACCAGCACCGCCUGCUUGUCGACCCCACCGCCCACUUGUUGAUGGAGCAGAACAAUCGUCUGCUGGGCACCGCCGAUCAGUCGCGCCUGCUGGGCGAAUCGGCGGCGGCAGUGGCCCAGAAUCGGCACAUGGCACGCAGCUUUGGGGCAUACCAUCAAGUGGCAUCGAGCAACUAUCAUCCGGGCGUACGACCGCCGCCCGUGCUGCCGUCAGCGAAUCAUCACGCCUCGAAUCCGUCUAACUAUCAUCCCUUUCCCGCCUACUACUAAGGGGGGGACUAUGACCAGUUGCCCGGGACAAAAGUGCAAUACCUAGAAGGCAUCUGUGGGAUCUGUGUGGGAGCUCCAAAUCGACCUCAAUUUGAAGCGCAACAAUAACUUUAGUUCCUCCAUUUAUUCCAUUUAUUCUCCCGCAAGGAACUCCACGGAUGAUGGAUCCCAUUCGAGCCCCAAUUUCAAAGUGUGCCAAUUCUGUGUUUAGGUGUUUAGGAUCUGUUUAGAAUUAUGUGUGUGUGUGGGUGGGCAAACCAACCUGUCACCCACACACACACACACACACAAAUAUGUAUAGUUGUAUAGAAAGCAUAAAAUAAAUAUUAUAAA
Drosophila obscura is the source of this 9033-nucleotide messenger RNA. RefSeq lists its product as uncharacterized. Gene Ontology annotation, cellular component: nucleus. Gene Ontology annotation, biological process: regulation of transcription by RNA polymerase II. Gene Ontology annotation, molecular function: RNA polymerase II transcription regulatory region sequence-specific DNA binding; DNA-binding transcription factor activity, RNA polymerase II-specific. The record is from RefSeq and is a predicted model, not a curated record. Lineage: Eukaryota; Metazoa; Arthropoda; Insecta; Diptera; Drosophilidae.